GCGUUGAGAUGACUUUCCAAGACCUCCUGAGCGUCACUUUCGAGGGUCCCCGCCCGGACAGCAGCGCCGGGGGCUCCGGGGCUGGCGGCGGCGGGAGCGGCGCGGGCGGCACGGCGGCUUCGGAGGGCCCGGCGGUGGGCGGGGUGCCGGGGGCCGCGGGCGGCGGCGGCAGCAGCGGCGUGGUGGGCGCGGGCGGCGGCGAGGACAACCGGAGCUCGGCUGGGGAGCCGGGGGGCGCGGGCGCGGGCGGCGAGGUGAACGGCACGGCGGCCGUCGGGGGGCUGGUGGUGAGCGCGCAGGGCGUGGGCGUGGGCGUCUUUUUGGCAGCCUUCAUCCUCACGGCCGUGGCAGGCAACCUGCUUGUCAUCCUCUCGGUGGCCUGCAACCGCCACCUGCAGACGGUCACCAACUAUUUCAUCGUGAACCUGGCCGUGGCCGACCUGCUGCUGAGCACCACCGUGCUGCCCUUUUCGGCCACCAUGGAGGUCCUGGGCUUCUGGGCCUUCGGCCGGGCCUUCUGCGACGUGUGGGCCGCCGUGGACGUGCUGUGCUGCACGGCCUCCAUCCUCAGCCUGUGCACCAUCUCCGUGGACCGCUACGUGGGCGUGCGCCACUCGCUCAAGUACCCGUCCAUCAUGACAGAGCGCAAGGCAGCCGCCAUCCUGGCACUGCUCUGGGCUGUGGCCCUCGUGGUGUCGGUGGGGCCGCUGCUGGGCUGGAAGGAGCCCGUGCCCCCGGACGAGCGCUUCUGUGGCAUCACGGAGGAGGCGGGCUACGCCGUGUUCUCUUCCGUGUGCUCCUUCUACCUUCCCAUGGCGGUCAUCGUGGUCAUGUACUGCCGCGUGUACGUGGUUGCGCGCAGCACCACGCGCUGCCUGGAGGCCGGCGUCAAACGCGAGCGGGGCAAAGCCUCGGAGGUGGUGCUGCGCAUCCACUGUCGCGGGGCGGCCACCGGCACCGACGGGACGCGCGGCGGGACCAGGAGCACCAAGGGCCACACCUUCCGCAGCUCACUGUCCGUGCGCCUGCUUAAGUUCUCCCGCGAGAAGAAGGCGGCCAAGACGCUGGCCAUCGUCGUGGGCGUCUUCGUGCUCUGCUGGUUCCCCUUCUUCUUCGUCCUGCCCCUCGGCUCCCUGUUCCCGCAGCUGAAGCCGUCCGAGGGCGUGUUCAAGGUCAUCUUCUGGCUUGGCUACUUCAACAGCUGCGUGAACCCGCUCAUCUACCCCUGCUCCAGCCGCGAGUUCAAGCGCGCCUUCCUCCGCCUCCUGCGCUGCCAGUGUCACCGCCGCCGCCGCCGCCGUCCCCUCUGGCGCGUCUACGGCCACCACUGGCGGGCUUCGACCAGUGGCCCGCACCCCGACUGCGCCUCUAGCCCGGGCGCUGCGCCCCCCGGGACCUCGCUGGCCCUCACCGCGCCCCCGGCCCCCGGCACACCGGAGGUGCGGGCCGUGAUUCCUGGCCGGCGAAAGCUGCCCAGCACUUUCCGCGAGUGGCGGCUGCUCGGGCCCUUCCGGAGACCCACGACCCAGCUGCGCGCCAAGGUCUCCAGCUUGUCCCAUAAGAUCCGUGCCGGGGGCGCGCAGCGCGCAGAGGCUGCGUGCUCCCUGCGUGCCGAGGUGGAGGCCGUGUGUCUCGGAGUUCCCCAGGAUGUGGCCGAGGGCGCCACCUGCCAGGGCUAUGAGGAAGCCGACUAUACCAACCUCCGGGAGACUGAUAUUUAAGGACGUAGCAGCUGGGCUGAGGAGUGUGCUGGGGGCCGGGUAGGGGGCGCUGUGGGGAGAGAGGCCUGUGUGGAUCGGGGACUUGGGAAGAGGUCAGGAGGUGGCUCUGUGGCAUCCUUAGCAACUGGGGAUGGACUUGGGGUUGGAGCCCUUUACGACUGGGCAAUCAUGGGGGCCCCCUGCUGGACAUAGGUGCCCAGAACUCUUUUUCCUAGAAGGGAAGGGCUGCAAGAACCAUGAAGCAUUUUGGCCUAAUCCCUGUUUGAGAAACUGCUGGUCGGCCUGGCCUUGAGCCGGGCAGCCAGUCCUAAAAUGGCCAGACAGCUUGCCCCUGUCCCUGCCUCUAGGGAGGAAGAACACGGAGGCCUUCUCAUCGCCCCCAGGGAAGUGGUUAGUGGGGCCAAGGGGCCUCGGUGGUCACAUUUCUCCUUACUGCCGACCACAGGAACCCAGUGCACCUGUCACCAACCACCUGAAAGUUGUGACGGAGUAUUAGACGACUGAUGUACAAACCUGUCGUCGUAUUUACCCUGGGCCCACUAUCCCUCCCCACACGCCCAUGUCCUCCCUGUGCACCCCUCACCUGGCCCUGCCCCUAUGAUUCCCUCAAGGGCCUACUGUUUACACUCUGUACAUAGCUCAUUGUGCCUGCGCCCAUCACUUUGCUGGGAUUCCGAGCUGCCAAAUGGGGAGAGCUUUACUUGUCAUUUUGAAACAUAUUUAUUGGUAAGAGUACUUAUAUUUUGUCCAGACUGUGCAAACUGUUCCUCUUUAGCCUAUACUCCAUAAAAAAUUUUUUUCUAAAA
This is a messenger RNA of Cavia porcellus (domestic guinea pig), 2527 nucleotides long. RefSeq names its product adrenoceptor alpha 1D (gene Adra1d). The record is from RefSeq and is a predicted model, not a curated record. Bases 9 to 1721 code for a protein of 570 amino acids. The transcript has 2 exons. NCBI's taxonomy places the organism in Eukaryota, Metazoa, Chordata, Mammalia, Rodentia, Caviidae. Gene Ontology annotation, biological process: adenylate cyclase-activating adrenergic receptor signaling pathway; cell-cell signaling; positive regulation of cytosolic calcium ion concentration. Gene Ontology annotation, molecular function: alpha1-adrenergic receptor activity. Gene Ontology annotation, cellular component: plasma membrane.